Molecule: messenger RNA, 345 nt
Organism: Trichomonas vaginalis G3
Lineage: Eukaryota; Parabasalia; Trichomonadida; Trichomonadidae
Exons: 1
Coding region: 1-345 (114 amino acids)
Source: RefSeq, a predicted model, not a curated record
AUGAAACUAUUUCUCGAAGAUUAUUCAUUAGGCGAAUAUCGAGAAAUCCACUAUCAUAGAGCUAAUAAAAUAUCAUUCAUAAUUGAUGGAAUUAUUUUAGAUUAUGCAAAGUUACAUAAUGCAAGCAUUGAUGUAAUUAAUUCAAUUCAAGAACUUGCAAAUGGAAUUAAAUAUUCAGAUGAUUUCGAAUUUAGUGAUAGAUGGCUUCCAAAAAACAAUUAUCUCUAUUCUCCAUUUAUUAACUACAAAACUGGAAAAUAUACUAGAAUUCCAAAUCGUUCUCUUGAAGAACUCGGACUUGAAGAACUCCACGUGGUCAACUGCCGUUGGUCCAAGAAAAAAUGA